Molecule: messenger RNA, 1386 nt
Organism: Ceratitis capitata (Mediterranean fruit fly)
Lineage: Eukaryota; Metazoa; Arthropoda; Insecta; Diptera; Tephritidae
Product: queuine tRNA-ribosyltransferase accessory subunit 2
Exons: 6
Coding region: 40-1311 (423 amino acids)
Molecular function (GO): tRNA-guanosine(34) queuine transglycosylase activity
Source: RefSeq, a predicted model, not a curated record
UUUCUUAGUAUUAACGUAGUAAAUAUUUUAAUUUUCAAUAUGAAAUUCGUUAUUGAAAAAAUAAGUAAAUCAUCUGGACGCCUGGGUUAUUUAGUACAAACAGAAACUGAAAAACGAUUUCGUACACCGUUGCUAGUACAAACCACCAAAGGCGGCAGCAUCCCAUAUCUUUCCCGUGAGGUAUUUGACUAUGUUACCGAAGAGGUUCCAGCGUUGCAAUUUACGCUUUCAACCAUUGAUCAUAUGGUGGAAUCGCUUAAACUGUUCAAUGGCACAUUUGGCGCCUACGUAGGCUAUCCGGAAUGUUUAUCGUUUUUAAUAAUAAGAGACAGUUGUGAGCUAAUUCCAAGUGGUCAUAAUGAUAAAGAUAUAAUACCACUCUUUACAAGACGCGGAAAAGAGCAUAUAACUGUGAAGCGAUAUAUGGACACAGUUGAAACUUUGAAACCUGAUAUAUACCAAGGCCUAUGUGAUGCUGAUACAAAUUUGGAAAGCUCGAAAAAACGUAUAAUAAAAUGUGUUGAUCGAACAGCACAGUUUAUGGAUGCUUGUUACGAACGACAUCAAAAUUCAAAAGUAUUAAAAAAAUGUGCAUUAUUUGCGCCAAUCGUUGGUGGCUACAGUACACAUGCACGCUGUGAAUCCAUUAAGCAUGCGAAGGCGAAAGGUGAAAAACUUGCCAAUGGCUACAUUUUUGAAGGAUUUCACAAUUAUGGUCUAAGUGCUUGCCAAGUGGAUUCUGAGCAACUUAUAAAAGUGAUGACACAUUGUUUGAAUGAGCUAAGUGAUGACAAGCCAAAAAUGAUGCCCGGUGCUUAUACACCACCUGUAAUGUUAGAAUUAAUAUCAUUGGGUGUAGAUAUCUUUGACACAUCUUAUGCAUAUUGUGCUGCAUCUAAUUUUAAAGCUUUAACGUUCAAUUUUAAUUUAAAAACAGUCGAAAAUGCGACCUCCCAACCAUUUUUGGAAAUAUCUAAUGAAAGUUUGAAAGAGGAUUUUACACCUCUGAUACGUGAUUGUAGCUGUUUAACCUGCAGAAAACAUACUCGCGCGUACUUAAAUCACCUAUAUAAGACAAAAGAGUUGCUCGGACCUAUUUUACUUAUGAUCCAUAAUUUGCAUCAUAUGAUGCAUUUUUUCAGCACUAUUUGCAAGUGUAUUGCAGAUGACAAUUUACCUGAUUUAAUUAAGUUAAUUAAAUUUCAAAGAGGCUCCCUCGCUGUUGAUUACAGCAUAAAACCAAAUACUAAAAUAAUUAGUAAAAAUGAUCAAGACAAAAAUUAUACAAUUUUAAAUGAUGACCAAAAAUGAUAAAUAGAAAAAAAUAUAUACAAACUUCUUUUUUUUUUUUUUAAUAAUACAUGCACUUUAUUUUCUAAUCGUAAA